Aureobasidium melanogenum CBS 110374 is the source of this 1788-nucleotide messenger RNA. RefSeq lists its product as uncharacterized. The transcript has 2 exons. Lineage: Eukaryota; Fungi; Ascomycota; Dothideomycetes; Dothideales; Saccotheciaceae. The record is from RefSeq and is a predicted model, not a curated record. Bases 1 to 1788 code for a protein of 595 amino acids.
AUGGCGGGCAAUCCUUUCAGGAAGUCACAGUUCCUGUCGCUCGACGUUUCUGCGGCGCGUGAGGCAGCGGGACUCGAGGCUAGUCAGAGUCCGCCAGUAGCAACUUCCACAAGCACUCAGGCCAAGACAAAAGGGAAGGUGCAGAAGAAGGUUCGCAUACAGAGUCCAGUCAUCUCGCCGGACUCUCCCGCCGCCUACCGCGAUCAACAUGACCCCUUCGACUCAUACCUCAACCCUGUGGGACAGCCUGCACUACCAACGACCGAAGAGCAAGACAUAGACGUAGCGCGCGAGCUGCGCAAGUCCUUCAUAGACUCGCUGGCACGAGGAGCCACCGUCCCGAAUAGAGAAGCCUCGCAGCCUGCUGCACCGAUAGCUCCACCGAUAGCUGCAGCUCCAGCUCAAUCCCCAGCUCAAGCUCCCGUUCCUGCACCAGAAAGAAUGGAAACAUCAUCUCAGUCGGGGCAGCAAGCACCAUACAACCCCUUUGCUCGAACGCUGGCCACAAUCGAUCCUCAGAAUGCCGCCUCGGCCCCCGUCGGUCUCUCGAGGGACACAUCCGCUGCUUCCGCUAAGCCGGCCAUGGACGUCGAUGCCUUCACGCGCAUGCUCCUGACAGGCAACACUCCAUCUGCAUCACCAGGACCAAUGACUCCCUCAGCUGGCCUUCCGUCUGCUGCUACCAACUCACUCGGAGACCUGCACCCCGAGUCCCCGCCUGCUUCCGACGACGACGAACAUCAUGAUGGACCUCCGGAACCCGACUACGAGCAAUUGACAGGCUUGGUCAGGACACCGAAUACCCACUCGAAGAAGUCCAAACCGCCGCCUCCUGCACAUCACCAUGGCAAAGCUCUGUCCACUCCUAACAAAGGCCCGCAAACUGUCUCAUUCGCCGACUUUGACGUCUCCGCAACCCCCCCUGCUCUCCCUUCACCAUCAAUCGCCUCGCCGAAGCCACAACUCGCCCGAUCUCCGAGUGAUCUGAACAAACCACUACCUCCACCUCCUCCGCCGCAUCACUCGCCUAGUCCAGAUAAAGCUCCCUCCAUCUCAGAGCAAUUUGAUGGACCUGCUCAGUCACCACAACUGCCUGCCGAGGACUUUAGCAUCAGCUCGAAAAGACCUCCUCCGAUCCCGUUGUCACGCAGAAGCAGUCAAAUGAGAAGCUCAAGCGGCCGGCCUCGCAGCAGCUCCAAUCUCUCACGAUCAUCCAUCCCCGAUGACUACUCAGAUGGCACAGCAACACCACCAGUGAAACCUCCUCCGCCUCCGGCAAGGCGAGGACCUCAUUCUGUAGAAACAGACCUACCGGCUCCUUCAGCACGACCACCGCUUCCACCACCACCCCGACACACGAAACAGCGACCUGCGAGUAUCAGCCGUACGCCAUCCACAAACUCCACGCAUUCACUGAAUAAAGCCAACAUGCCUCCACCUCCCCCACCAAGACGAGGCGAAAACAAGCGACGAAGUUUGGAUGGCACAUUGCUGAGCGCUUCUGUCCCAAGUUCACGUCGCAUGAGCGACACCAGCCGCCGAUCAAGUGGAGCCAGCAUUUACUCAGUUGGAGGCAGGGCACCGUCUAUCUCAUCCAUUCCCACGGUUGAUGAAGGUGACUCGGGUGAAGAUAGGAGUUUCACUGCUACUCCGCAACCCCAGACUCCACAUGUUGGUGACAAUGGUGCUGGUAGUGCAACAACAGGAGGCCAUGACAUCUUGGCCGAUAUGAAUGCCAUGCAAGCUGAAAUUGAUGCGCUGAUGGCGAGGUCAAAAGGCGGCUCUUGA